GGACUGCGUUGCGUGACGUCAUCGCCCUGCGGCCGGCGCGCCCGUAUUUGCGCGAAUUUCCCAAGAACUGCAGAGGACCAGAGCCAUAAUGUCAGUAACUCGUUCAUCUGUCCAUGCCAAGUGGAUCGUGGGGAAAGUGAUUGGGACAGCAAUGCAAAAAACUGCUAAAGUGAGAGUGACCAGGCUUGUUCUGAAUCCCUAUUUAUUAAAGUAUUUUAAUAAGAGAAAAACCUACUUUGCCCACGAUGCCCUUCAGCAGUGUACAGUCGGGGAUAUCGUGCUUCUCAAAGCUUUACCUGUUCCACGAACAAAGCACGUGAAACAUGAACUGGCUGAGAUCGUUUUCAAAGUUGGAAAAGUCAUAGAUCCAGUGACAGGAAGACCCUGUGCUGGAACUACCUACCUGGAGAGCCCAAUCAGCUCGGAAACCACCCACCUAACCAAAACUCUAGAAGAACUCAAUAUUUCUUCAACACAUGAAGGAGGAUUGGAAGGAACCAAAGGGAAAGACUGACAUGUUCACUUUAUGGGAAAAGAAAAUGUUCUCAGUUUUAUCAUAAACUACCCAGUUACUCUUGUGGUAUAUUAUUAAUUAACUAAAAUUAAAUGAAGAACCUGUUAUAAUUUUU
Molecule: messenger RNA, 629 nt
Organism: Tupaia belangeri chinensis (Chinese tree shrew)
Lineage: Eukaryota; Metazoa; Chordata; Mammalia; Scandentia; Tupaiidae
Gene: MRPS17
Product: mitochondrial ribosomal protein S17
Exons: 3
Coding region: 89-514 (141 amino acids)
Biological process (GO): mitochondrial translation
Cellular component (GO): ribosome; mitochondrial small ribosomal subunit
Molecular function (GO): structural constituent of ribosome
Source: RefSeq, a predicted model, not a curated record